Sorghum bicolor (sorghum) is the source of this 942-nucleotide messenger RNA. Its product is annotated as UPF0678 fatty acid-binding protein-like protein At1g79260. The record is from RefSeq and is a predicted model, not a curated record. The transcript has 4 exons. Lineage: Eukaryota; Viridiplantae; Streptophyta; Magnoliopsida; Poales; Poaceae. The coding region runs from base 78 to 581 and encodes 167 amino acids.
CGUUGUGCUCCGCGAGGAAAACGAGGUGCUGACCAACGGAAAGUCCAGUGCCCAACCGGAGCCAAAGGGAAGGAGGAAUGGAAGCCGCCGGCGCAGCCUCGCCGCCCACGGAGCCGCCGCCGACUCACCCGGCGGUGGCGCCGCUGGCCUUCCUGCUGGGGAAGUGGCGCGGGGAAGGCGAGGGCAGCUUCCCCACCAUCUCCUCCUUCCGGUACGGCGAGGAGCUCCUCUUCUCGCAUCAUCCCUCCAAGCCGGUGAUCUCGUACACGCAGAAGACGUGGAAGGCGGCGUCUGGCGAGCCGAUGCACGCCGAGAGCGGGUACUGGCGGCCCCGCCCUGAUGGCUCCGUCGACGUGGUCAUCGCGCAGAGCACUGGCCUCGCCGAGGUCCAGAAGGGUUCAUAUGACGCUGAAAAGAAAACAGUGACACUCCAAAGUGAACUAGUUGGAAAUGCAUCAAAGGUGAAGCAGAUCACGAGAACUUUUCAAGUGGCAGAUGGGGAGCUCUCGUACGUCGUUCAGAUGGCAACAAUCACAACUAGCCUACAGCCACAUCUCAGGGCCCUUCUUAAGAGGAUUUGAAGACGAUCGACAAUCUCUUAUAGCGCCGUCGCUGCGGCUAACCAACUGAGGGACACCUGUACUACACAGCAUAAGCUUCUGGUCAUUACUAGUUAGUGAAUGAACUUACAAGUUCAAAGCUCAUUUUCAAAAAUAAAAGUUCUGUUGGAGAUUUGCCAUUAUAAUUUUGCAAAGUUGUAGAUUUGCCAUUGGUAUCUCACUGACAUAUGGGACGCACAUGAGUCAAUGACAUGUGGGACAGGAUGGCAAAUCUCCAAUUUAGUAAAAUUAUAAUGGCAAUCUAUGAGAUUUUUCAGGGUUUUUGACGUAUUUAUUCCUCCUUAACAUGCACAGUGAGAAGUGAGAACACAUCGCUACAUUU